UUUUUAUUAAAUUCAAGGACAAGACAUAUGAAGAAUAGCUAACAUCAGAUUCUUCUAUAAAAGCAAAUACACCCUGUAACUGAUCAGUUCUCUAAUUUGCAAAUGAUUUGAGAUUGACAACAUUCAUGCUGCAAGUAUCAUUUAAAGGUUAGGUUAUUUUGUGUGAAUACAAUAAGCUUUUUAUAUAAAGAAAAUCGCUUUUACAGGAUCAUUUAAAAUGAUGAAAAUUCAGUUUUUAUUCGAGGGAGAGGGGCUUAUCUCAAUGAUUUCCGAUCAAUGAGACAUUUUUUACAGAAAAUCAAAGGUUUGAAAGAUCAAAUUUUCUGAAAAAGAAUGCAAAAAGGGGCUCAGAUGUUGGAUCUGUAGAGUCUCAAUUUUUCAUUAUUUGUUUGUAGUUGUUUAGAUUGUUGGCUGUUUUAUGUUCAUUUGGUAAAUUGUUCCAAUUUUAUGGCUUCAUGGACUUUUUGAAACAAAUUUUACUUGCUCAGGUGUGUGAUGCUGCAAAUCAAAGGGUAUCAACAUUCGUACAGAUUUAGAAUUGGUAAAUGUCUUGCAUUAAAGAGGAAUUUAGUCUUUAGAGUGUUAUACGAAAUAUGACUUGUACACAUAUUUGAUAUGAUAAGUAACUAACUAACUAGAUGAAAAGGUCUUAAAAAGAAUUCCUUCUUUCUUUUAAGCCGCAAUCUUGUUUUCUCAAAAGCCGUAGGUUGAUAAAGAGACAAAUUGUCAAGGAAUUAAAAACAUGGCUAAGUUCUUAACUAAUUCUUGAAUGUAACUGAUUUUGAGUAUCAGUUCUCUUACAGAAUUUAAUUUUGCAAAGAGAUUGUAGUUCUUAGAGAAUUUUGUAGUUCUCAUAAAAAUACUGACAACUUUGCCCUUGCUGUACCAAUUGGACAUGCUAUGCAUACACAGUAUCAACCAUGAAUUGCAGAUUAAACAUUGUGUUUAAUUUGUGUUGGGUUGCAAUAGACAUAAGUAACAAUAAAGUAAGGAAGGCUCUUUGUCAAAGAAACAAGAAUAAAUAUUAUUUUAAAAAUUAAUGCAUGUGGCUUAGUUCUGUUUUGGUAACAUAGCAACAAGUGAAGCUCCCAUUAAAUAUUCAACUUAUUGGCUAGUCCGUGGAGAAUCAAACUGCCACGAGAGGAAUUGCGGUCAAUGGAGCAAUCAAAUGACAUUAAGAUCAAUUUUUAUGUUUACCAAAUGUUGGUAGAAAGCUAAGGUUUCCCAACGAUUUAAAGUGAAUGAAGAACAGCAUAAUACAGAAGAAUCAGUGCAGGGAAACCUCAAUUGGCUCGUUCUGAGGGCAGAGUUAAACGUACGAAAAUAUGACAUUGGUGCUCUACGUUCAUGAUGUACCCGGCUGGGCGUAAAGAACGAUGUUACAGCGCAAUACCCAGUCUGACGCAACGACGCAAGCCGCCGCGGUUGCUAUCGGCGAAAGACAUUCGAUCCAGCCUUCACAUCCAUGAAUCAAUGCCAUAUCGCACACAAUAUGCAUAUGUCACAUUGGUAUCAACAGAAGAAUUUCUUCCAGGCGCUCUUCUGCUUGGAUGGUCGUUGCGAAAAACAGGCACCAACUACGACUGCAUUGCCAUGGUGGUGCCUGAAAUAACCCGGCAAGCAAGGGCAAUAUUGAGAAAGAUUUUCAGUAGGGUAGUAGAAGUUGAGAGCAUCAAAACCAACCGAAGAACGCCAAACCUACGAUUUUUGCCGCUAGAAGAUAGAGCUGAAUUUUCUCAUCGGCUAACAAGGUGCAAUGUUUUCAAAUUUAUAGAAUAUGAAAAGGUAUUGUUCAUAGAAAAUAAUGUAUAUGCUGUACGUAAAAUUGAUGAAUUGUUUCAACUGCAAGCUCCCGCUGGAAUUUCCUCAUUAGUGGAUUCUUCGAGCCAAACCAAACUUCAUGGGAUUUCUCUAUCAAGUGAACACACAACAAAGGCCUUGGACAUGUCACGUGGUAUACGUGGUAGCAUUUUGCUACUUACUCCUAGUAUCUCCUUAUACCAGUUUUGCCAUACCUUCAAAAGAAGGCACAGUUAUCCUCAUUUUAUUCGCCCAGAUGAAGAGUUCAUGACAAAAUUAUUUCUUGGCCAAUGGACACACAUAGACUCGAAGUUUGCAACGGUGCCUUGGCAGGCAAACAAAAUCCGUUGUGAUAUUUACGGUAUUUGUUUGGAAAGUUUUCGUUGGUGGAAAGACGAUUGCAGAAAUUGCGAAGAAGCUCGUCAAUGGCGCUUGGAAGCUAUCAGAAUGACAAAGGAUAUUCCACAAACAAGAGGCCCUUUUAGAAACAUGGUUUGGUUCAAAGAAAUUGAACAGAACAUUCCAGCAUCUCCGGAGCCAAAUUUUGUGUCGACGACUGAGCUUUUGGACAAAGCACAUCUGUUUGGUAAAAAUUCUAUGUUGACCUAUAACCAAGGUUCAACGAUGAUAAAGUAGGGUACCACGUUGACAGUGUGGCGGGUUCACCUGUCUGAAGACUACAAUCCCGGACAAAAUAGUCGAAAUUUUUCUAGAAAAAUUGCUGUUUUCUCUUCCCUUUAGAAAAUGACUCCCUCACCCUCACCCAUCCCCUGAAUCAAUGUUGGUUGCAUUUUUGCGAAGUACAAAUGAUAGAACUACCUAACAAGCACUGAUUCGGGGGAAAGGGGAUUCGGAUUUACAAUAGAAAAUUGAAAAUAGUACUUUUUGUCUCAACACUUUUUUCAGCAUUGUAGCUCAUUCGUAACUAAAAUUUGCAGAGUUACACACAUUUCCAGACACCUUUUCCUUUUCAUACAGUGAAGCAGUCUACUCAAAGUCGAUGAUGUAGUUACCCAUUCAAAAAUAAUGGUAUUGCAAAAAGUCACCCAUUCGAAAUCCACAUCUCACUGCACACCCCAUAUGCCCAAAUAGGACUGUGCUCCGUCCUUUCAGUUAAAACGUUGGCUCACUAAAAAUGUUAUUGUCUAGCCAAAAAUUGUUAAAUUAAAUGUCUAGCCAACGUAAUGAAACCCAUCUGAAAGGUUUGGAUAAGACGGAUUAGUAACAA
Messenger RNA from Rhopilema esculentum, 3028 nucleotides. NCBI's taxonomy places the organism in Eukaryota, Metazoa, Cnidaria, Scyphozoa, Rhizostomeae, Rhizostomatidae. The record is from RefSeq and is a predicted model, not a curated record.